AUGGAACUGGGCAAGUGCAUCUGGGAAGGUUGGACCUUGGAGAGCAAGGCCCUCAGGCGAAAUGUGGGCACCUGGUUCCUGAUCUGUACUUGCAUCUGCGCCUGUGUCUGCCCUGGAGUCUCUGUCCCAGGGAAGAGAGAAGGGCCAAGGGCUGAGACUUUCACCUGCCUCAGCAACAACAUCCUCAGGAUCGACUGCCACUGGGCCACCCCGGAGCAGAACCAGGGCUCCAGCCCCUGGCUCCUCUUUACCAGCAACCAGGCGCCCGGCGGGACACACAAGUGCAUCUUCCAGGGCAGUGUGUGCACUCUGGUGCUGCCACCCGAGGCAGUGCUUGUGCCAUCUGACAACUUCACCAUCACCUUUCACCGCUGCGUCUCUGGAGAGGAGCAGGUUGGCCUGGUGGACCCGCAGUACCUGCCCCGGAGACAUGUUAAGCUGGACCCUCCCUCUGACCUGCAGAGCAACAUCAGCUCUGGCCACUGUGUGUUGACUUGGAGUGUCAGUCUUGCCUUGGAGCCGAUGGCCACCUUCCUCAGCUAUGAGCUGGCCUUCAAGAGGCAGGAAGAAGACUGGGAGCGGGCCCGGCUCAAGAACCACAUUGUUGGGGUGAGUCGGCUCAGCCUUGAGGCCUUCGAGUUGGCUCCCGGUUUCACCUAUGAGGCCCGGCUGCGUGUCCAGAUGGCCCCCCUGGAGGACGGCAUGCUGGAGGAGGAGUGGUACGAGGGCCAGUGGAGUGCAUGGAGCCUACCCGUAAGCUUCCCUUCCCCACAGAGACCAGGCCCCCCGAUUCCAUCCUGGGGGCGGCCAGACAGUACUCUUGUUGCUGUGUCCAUCUUGCUUCUGCUGACCAGCCUGACCUACCUCCUGUUCAAGAUGUCACCCAGAGUAAAGAGAACCUUCUGCCAGAAUGUGCCCUCCCCAGCAGCCUUCUUCCAGCCCCUCUACAGUGUGCACAACGGGAACUUCCAGACCUGGACAGGGGGCCACAGAGCCAAUGUGCAGCUGAGCCAGGACUGCACUGGAACCAUGCAAGAAACCUCGGAAUCUGGUGUACAGGAGGCCAUAGCACUGCUCUCUUGUGGCCCUGUGGGCCCCUGGCAAUCCACGGGCCUGGAGGAGGAGAAGGAGGGCACUGGGACCAGCCUCCUAGGGAGCCCAGGCUUUCAAGAUGUGCUUCCAGCAGAGUGUGCAGGGCAGGGGACACAGCCACCCGCCUACCUGCCACAGGAAGAUCUGACCCCCACAUCUCCUGUGAGGCCAGCUCUUCCAGACUCAGAAGAUGGCGACAGUGAUUACUGUGCUUUGGGCUGCUAUGGGGAGCCCCAGCCCUUGACCUUUCCAGGAAACACACAGAGCUGGGACCAUUCCUAGCCCUGGCCUUUUCAGCACAGCCCAGAGACCCUGCAAAGGGGUGCCUGGGUGGUGGCUGGUCACAGACAGACGCAGCUGCAUAAGGACCUGCAGGGCAUGUUGCUUCCUCCUAUCCUCAGCAGGGCUCGGUCCUGA
Molecule: messenger RNA, 1509 nt
Organism: Carlito syrichta (Philippine tarsier)
Lineage: Eukaryota; Metazoa; Chordata; Mammalia; Primates; Tarsiidae
Product: interleukin-9 receptor-like
Biological process (GO): immunoglobulin mediated immune response; cytokine-mediated signaling pathway
Cellular component (GO): external side of plasma membrane; membrane
Molecular function (GO): interleukin-9 binding; interleukin-9 receptor activity
Source: RefSeq, a predicted model, not a curated record